AUGGUGCAGGGCCUGUGGACGCUGUCCCGGGGAUCGGUGGACGACAAGCUCCGGUGGGCGUUCACGCUAUAUGACCUGGACGGCGACGGGCAAAUUUGUCGGGACGAGAUGACGCGCGUCGUCACUGCCAUCUACGAACUGAUGGGCAAAUUUGCCGAACCGUGGCUCAAGGACGGCACGACGGUGGCCGCACACGUAGAUUUCGUGUUCCAGGUGUGUUUAGAAAUCUACAUUUUAUUUGAAACAUUUUUGAAAUCAAUACAUAUAAUUCGAUUUAAAUUAUAA
Molecule: messenger RNA, 285 nt
Organism: Macrosiphum euphorbiae (potato aphid)
Lineage: Eukaryota; Metazoa; Arthropoda; Insecta; Hemiptera; Aphididae
Source: the annotation of a GenBank genome assembly